CCCGGAAGUAGUCACAACAGUGUGCUGCUGUUGCUAUGGAUGUAGAUUAGUAGCUAGAUAUGACAUUUGGGAUUUGGUAAAUAUUAACGCGAUGGUUGCCACUUACCCGUGUAUGAUCAACUCGUGGUAUUUAUCUUUAAACAGUGUGCAAGCUUGCCUAUGAGAUAAGUUUAUGUUUUCGACGAGUGAAAGUUGAAAGGAACUAGACACACCAAAACAAGAGCUAAUGUUGUGACAUCUGAAUGUGAUUAAAAACCAGCUGUCGCGUUAAUACGCUUGUGUCUGUUUCUAUAGUGCCGAUGUCAAGAUGUCUGUGGAACUGGAUGUAUUUGUUGGAAACACCACUAUUAUGGACAAAGAGGUGUAUCAACUGUGGCUGAAUGGAUAUACAGUGAAUGAUGCAGUGAAGGUGCGGAUAGAUGGAGGUGUGAUGGAGGAGUGCGAGGCGAGUGCAGAAGUGCUGCUCAGUGACACCAUGGACCAGUACAGAACUUUCCAGAUGUGUGAGAGACUUUUGCACCAUCCGGCUAAACUAGCCAAUCAGCUACUAUUUCAGAUACCACCAGACAGACAAGCCAUGCUCAUUGAAAGGUAUUAUGCUUUUGAUGAUUCGUUUGUUCGAGAGGUCCUGGGAAAGAAGCUCUCCAAAGGAACAAAAAAAGACCUUGAUGAUGUUAGUACAAAGACAGGCAUUACACUGAAGAGCUGCAGAAGACAGUUUGACAACUUCAAGCGAGUGUUCAAAGUGGUGGAAGAACUCAAGGGCCCCCUGGUGGAAAACAUACGGCAACACUUUCUACUACCUGAUCAAUUAGCCAGAGACUAUGCUGCAAUAGUGUUCUUUGCCAAUAAUCGUUUUGAGACGGGCAAGAAAAAGUUGCAGUAUCUAACCUUCCAGGACUUUGCCUUCUGUGCUGGGCAGCUAAUCAACAACUGGACUGUAGGAGCUGUGGACAACAUGAUGGAGGACAUGGAUGUAGAUCUGGAUAAGGAAUUCCUCCAAGACCUCAAAGACCUCAAAAUUCUAAUCACAGACAAGGAUCUCUUAGACCAACACAAAAGUUUAGUGUGCACUGCUCUGCGGGGUAAAACCAAUGUCUUCAACGAGAUGGAAGCCAAUUUUAAGAAUCUCUCAAGAGGCCUUGUAAAUAUCGCUGCCAAAUUAAUCAACGCAAAAGAUGUUCGUGAUUUCUUCAUUGACCUUGUUGAAAAGUUUAUUGAACCCUGUCGAUCAGACAAAUGGACAUCAAUAGAUGUGAACCUCUACCUUACUCAUUAUACAAACUCGGCACAUAUCCUUGACACCUUCAAGCACCAUGCUGUCUGGACCAGAUACAUGGGAGUUAUCAAAAGCUGCAUUCUUAGAAUGUACCACGACUGAAGAAGAAUCUCCAUUCACACCUUUUCUUUCCCCUUCAUGAUAACUCAUCUGCAUGCAAUUGUGCAUCUGAUGAAUAUUUGGCCUGAUGUUUAAUUUCUCCCUGUUUUUAUCAUCUGCUUUCCCAAAUAUGUCCCCCUGCCAGCUGUCCAUCUCUUCACCUCCCUCUCCCUUUAUCCCUGCUUUAUUCUUUCACCCGUUGGCCUCCAGAACUGUAUGACUUGUAAAUAAACACAGCAUGAUUUCCACAGA
This is a messenger RNA of Labeo rohita (rohu), 1630 nucleotides long. RefSeq names its product fibroblast growth factor (acidic) intracellular binding protein a (gene fibpa). Gene Ontology annotation, molecular function: fibroblast growth factor binding. Gene Ontology annotation, cellular component: nucleus. The record is from RefSeq and is a predicted model, not a curated record. NCBI's taxonomy places the organism in Eukaryota, Metazoa, Chordata, Actinopteri, Cypriniformes, Cyprinidae. The coding region runs from base 308 to 1381 and encodes 357 amino acids. The transcript is spliced from 11 exons. Gene Ontology annotation, biological process: platelet aggregation.